AUGCAUCAGCUUAUCCUUGCUCGCUCUCCUGGCCAAACACUCGCUUGCAGCAAAACAAAACACACAAGCCCUGGGGCUGCUGGUUGCUUCAUGACCCCUUGGGGACCAGACAGCUACGAAAAACAAAUCCCCCGCAAAGAACACAGACGCCGGGCAUGCGUGCCACGCACGCCCGUCCGUCCCGUCCAGUCCAGCAUCGAUCGAUACACGUACUCCCCUCCCCGUAGCUCCCCGUAG
This is a messenger RNA of Ustilaginoidea virens, 237 nucleotides long. RefSeq lists its product as uncharacterized. The record is from RefSeq and is a predicted model, not a curated record. Bases 1 to 237 code for a protein of 78 amino acids. The transcript has 2 exons. Lineage: Eukaryota; Fungi; Ascomycota; Sordariomycetes; Hypocreales; Clavicipitaceae.